This is a messenger RNA of Cadophora gregata, 1764 nucleotides long. RefSeq lists its product as uncharacterized. Gene Ontology annotation, biological process: lipid metabolic process. The transcript is spliced from 3 exons. NCBI's taxonomy places the organism in Eukaryota, Fungi, Ascomycota, Leotiomycetes, Helotiales, Ploettnerulaceae. The record is from RefSeq and is a predicted model, not a curated record. Bases 1 to 1764 code for a protein of 587 amino acids.
AUGGCGAUCUUCAGCAGGUCCAAGAAAGGCAAACCUACGCCGACGACCCCUCCCGGGCCGUAUACUCACUCGACAGCUACUUUGACCCAUCAACCAACAGAGCAGCCAAAUCCAUAUCAACCGAACUGGACACACUUGGAGCAGAGGACUUAUGCAUCUCAUGGCCCUCCAGCACAAACCCAAGGCUGGCUGAUAGGCCCAGUUCCCCCGCAGUACCAUCCAGUCUUAGCACACCAGGAUCGCCUCCCUCCACUUCCUCAGAGGCCGCAGAAAUCAGGUUGCAAUAUCAGCAAGCUCAACUUGUCUUCGAUGUCCAACCUCCUAGCAUCCAACGUACCGGAUUGUGGAGCAAAAAUCAUGCAAAAUAGGGUUUCCCCGUUGUACAUGCAGGGGGCGCAGUAUCUUAACCAAAGUACGGCACUAUGUGACUUGAUCACCUCAAAAUUCGAUACCAUUAUCACACUUAUAGAUGGGGAAAAUUUCAGUGGAGAUGAAAGGGAGUUGGUAGUCAUGGCCCCGCCUCAACCGAUGUGGCAGCAACAGCAAGAGGAAACUGGAUAUAGCGAGCGAGUACUUGUCAAGGGAAAGGGAAAGGGCAUGGUUAACAAUUCAGUAUCUUCGGCACUCACGAGUACCAACUCCUUUGCCAAAGUACAUCUCUAUGCUAACUCAAGGCUACCACCAAACUUACCCCCCCUAAAACUAUAUAUGCCUACAUUCCCUUUGCUAUGUUUAGCUGCACAAUACUCCGAACGUGUGUACACGAAGCCUUCCGGUCAAGAAAAGGAGGUACAUCUAGAUGCCGAUUGGCGGCUUGGCACAAAGGUGGUCAUCAAGUCUGUUCCCAUGGACGAUAUGAAUACCAUCGUCUUUGCUAUCAGGGGAACGCAAACAUUCAUGGACUGGGCGGUGAACCUCAAUUCAGCUCCAGCGUCUCCGGAGGGAUUUCUUGAUGAUCCAGGAAACUUCUGCCACGCGGGAUUUCUUACAGUUGCGAGGAAGAUGAUACAGCCAGUCGCAGCCAGACUUCGUCAUCUCCUUCAAGAAGAUCCAAGCAGAUCUAAAUGUUCGCUAUUGAUAACCGGUCAUUCAGCGGGCGGCGCAGUGGCUUCCCUCCUGUAUUCUCAUAUGCUCGCUAUUACGCCUCAGGCCGAAUCUGAACUCAACAUACUUACGGGUUGCUUCAAACGUAUCCAUUGCGUGAGCUUCGGUGCUCCACCUGUCUCUCUUCUUCCACUCUCGAGACCUCCAAACCCAGCUCUGAGGAAAUCCAUCUUUCUAUCCUUUGUCAAUGAAGGCGAUCCAGUCCCGAGAGCAGACAAAGCAUAUGUACGCUCCUUGUUGGAUCUGUAUUCUUCACCAGCGCCUGGCCAAGUUUGCGCAAUCACACCUCAGAAAUUGCAGCCAUUCGUCUCCAACCUCAAGGCACAAUCAAGCUCUCUAACACUCAACAAGAUGAGACCAACACCCAAGAAGCCGAAGAGCCGCCCAGUCAACGAGAUAGCACCAUACUGGCCAGUUCCAGAAGCUACGCUGAGCAACGCAGGAAGGAUCGUGCUUCUGAGAAGCGUCGAGAAAUAUGAAAAUCGGUCGAAUAAGAAGAAGCCAAUCGUGGAAAUGAUGAACGAGGGUGUCGUGGCGCAGAUCGUCACUGAUGAGCUCCUGAGAGGAGUCAUAUGGGGAGACCCAGUCUGCCAUAUGAUGAAGCUGUAUGCGAGGCGUAUUGAGAUUCUGGCAACAAAUGCAGUGAUGGGACGGUUUUGA